AGUUCAAUCUUCAGGAUGCUUCUCUUUCUUUAUACACUCCUUUUCCAUCACCUUCAAACAAAAGUGGAAAACAAACUUUGCCAAAUGAUGGGGGAACCUAAGUACCCACUACUUUCCAAGGGCGGAGAUGUAACUAUUGGAGGAAUUUUUGCAAUCCACAGUAAAGAAACAUUACCUUCUUUUGAGUUUAAACAAAAACCUCAGCCUCUAUCAUGCUCCAGUGUGAAUCUAAGAGAUUUUCGACUGGCUCAAAUAAUGAUCUUUGCCAUUGAAGAGAUUAACAAAAGUGAAAGUUUGCUCCCAAAUGUUUCUAUUGGUUACCAAAUUUAUGAUACAUGUGGUUCAAGACUGUCUUCUAUGAGUGCAACUAUGGGAUUGAUGAAUGGACCGGAAUUUGCAGUAGGGGAGACAUGCAAUGGUCAGUCUUCUAUACAUUCUAUCAUAGGAGAAACAGAAUCUUCUGCCACAGUGAUUCUGUCCAGAACUACAGGACCUUUUAAAAUUCCAGUGAUAAGUCACUCAGCCUCAUGUGAAUGUCUCAGCAACAGGAAAGACUACCCCUCAUUCUUCAGGACUAUUUCUAGUGAUUACCACCAAGGCAGAGCCCUUGCAUACAUAGUCAAGCACUUAGGCUGGUCUUGGGUGGGAGCUGUGAACAGUGACAAUGAUUAUGGAAAUUAUGGAAUGGCCAUAUUUCUGAAUACAGCUCAGAAGGAGGGGAUUUGUGUUGAGUACUCUGUGAAAUUCUACCGAACAGAGCCAGAGAAACUUAAAAAAGUGGUAGAUACGAUAAAACAAAGCACUGCAAAAGUGAUUGUUGCAUUUGUUUCAUUUAUUGAGAUGGGCUUAUUAAUUGAGCAGCUGACUAUUCAGAACAUUACAGGCUUCCAAAUAAUCGGAGUAGAGGGUUGGAUAACCUCAAAGAAUUAUAUCACUUCAAACAGUUUUCGUGUGCUUGGAGGUUCACUGGGGUUUGCAUUGAGAAAAAUUUAUUUUGAUGGGUUUUCAGAGUAUGUUACAAAAGCAUUCUGGGAAACAGCUUUCCCAUGCUCACAUAUUGAGGGUAAUUUUUCUCAAUAUGCAAUAAACUGCAGGAGAUAUCAGGAUCUACUUGCUCUGAAAAACUACAAUGAAGAUGUGCCUGAACACAGAUAUUCAAGCCAUGUCUACAAAGCAGUUUAUGCUGUGGCUCAUUCAUUGCACAACCUACUCAAAUGCAAAGAACAAGAAAAUUGUGAUAAAAGCCUGGCAAUACAACCACAGCAGGUGGUUGAAGCUCUAAAAAAAAUAAAUUUCACAGUAAAGUUUGGAGAUCAUGUGUGGUUUGACCGCACUGGUGCUACAGUAGCCCAUUAUGAAGUUGUGAACUGGCAGCAGGACUCAGAUAAAUCAUUCCAGUUUAAACCAGUGGGAUACUAUGAUGCCUCACUGCCUCCUGACCAGCGCUUUGUGCUCAACAAUGAAAACAUCAUUUGGGCUGGAGGACAUCUGGAGAAGCCAAGCUAUGUGUGUAGUGAGAGAUGUCCUCCAGGCACUAGGAAGGCUGCACAGAAAGGAAGACCUGUCUGCUGUUAUGAUUGUAUUCCAUGUGCAGAAGGAGAAAUCAGUAAUGAGACAGAUUCAAAUAACUGCAAGCCGUGUCCAGAGGAAUACUGGUCUAAUCCUGAGAAAAAUAAAUGUGUGUUAAAGGCUGUAGAGUGUCUGUCAUUCACAGAAACUAUGGGUAUAGUGCUAAUCUUUUUCUCACUGUUUGGAGUAGGAUUAACUGUACUGGUGGCCAUCCUGUUUUACAGUAAGAAGGACACCCCCAUAGUAAAAGCCAACAACUCAGAGUUGAGCUUCCUGCUGCUCUUCUCAUUGUCUCUCUGUUUCCUUUGUUCACUUACUUUCAUUGGUCGACCCACUGAGUGGUCCUGCAUGUUGCGACACACAGCAUUUGGGAUCACUUUUGUCCUCUGUAUCUCAUGUGUUCUGGGGAAAACAAUAGUGGUGUUAAUGGCCUUCAAGGCUACACUUCCAGGAAGUAAUGUGAUGAAAUGGUUUGGGCCUGCACAACAACGACUCAGUGUUCUUGCCUUUACACUUAUACAGGUUCUUAUCUGUGUGCUAUGGCUAACAAUAUCUCCUCCAUCUCCCUACAAAAAUAUGAAAUAUUACAAGGAAAAGAUCAUUCUUGAGUGCACGUCUAGGUUCUACUAUAGGUUCCUCUGGGCUGUUCUGGGUUAUAUUGGCCUACUGGCUGUCUUGUGCUUCAUUCUGGCUUUUAUGGCUCGCACACUGCCUGAUAAUUUCAAUGAAGCCAAAUUCAUCACAUUCAGUAUACUUAUAUUCUGUGCUGUAUGGAUCAAAUUAAUACCAGCUUAUGUCAGCUCUCCUGGAAAAUUUACUGUAGCUGAGAAUAUUUCCACCAUAUCAUCAAGCUUUGGUUUACUAUUCUGCAUAUUUGCACCUAAAUGUUGUUAUAUUAUUUUGUUUAAGCCUGGACAAAAUACAAAGCAACAUGUGAUAGGAAAAACAUCUACAAAGACCCAUUAG
Molecule: messenger RNA, 2535 nt
Organism: Cyprinus carpio (common carp)
Lineage: Eukaryota; Metazoa; Chordata; Actinopteri; Cypriniformes; Cyprinidae
Product: extracellular calcium-sensing receptor-like
Biological process (GO): G protein-coupled receptor signaling pathway
Cellular component (GO): membrane
Molecular function (GO): G protein-coupled receptor activity
Source: RefSeq, a predicted model, not a curated record